AUGCUUGUACACUUGGUUGUUAACUUGCAGCAAAAAAUGAAAGAGGAGGAAGCUGAGGAUGACUCAAGUGAUCUUAAUAAUCAACUCGAUUUAGAAGUGAACAGCGUUACAUCAGGGCUUUCAGAAGUUUUGACGGGAGGUAUUAAAAGCAGAACUGCAAGACAACUAGCUAUUUUAAAAAAAGUGAAUAUAUCCGAUAGUUUGGAUUAUGCUUCAUCUGCCAAUAAUGGUAUGCAACAUAAAUUCAUCGAGUUUUUCACCCUGAAGACUCGUACACCAAAUUCUGAUUCAGGCGGAAUUAGAAAGAUUGAAUUCCCAUUCAAACCGGGAAUGUUUCAAUUUCAUGCUCAGCGAGGACAAUUGAAUCCUGGUUGUCUAAGAUUAUGCAAAUGCUUAUCAAGGUGCAUUGGAUGCCGACAAUUGCCUAGGAAGUAUCCAUGGAAUAGAAAUAGACGGCCAAAAUGUAAGUCUCACAAUCGUUUCAAUAAUCGAUAUAUCAACAAUAUCUGUGUAGUCCGUCAAUCGUCAGAACUAAAUGAAAAUAUACACCAACAAAAUCCCGACACUAUUGCAUUCCAGAUGGAAAAAAGCCUAAAUCUUUCAAGUUCAAGAAAAAUCGAACAAUCAUCAUUUGAUAUUACAGAUCAAACACUUUCGUCACCAACUGGCGUAGAUUCCCUUGCACUAUUGGAAAAAUUGGGUUUACCUCAUAACAUAGAAAAUAUUGAAAACGAUUUUAAAAGGAUGAAUAUUGAUUAA
Rodentolepis nana is the source of this 759-nucleotide messenger RNA. The record is from the annotation of a GenBank genome assembly. NCBI's taxonomy places the organism in Eukaryota, Metazoa, Platyhelminthes, Cestoda, Cyclophyllidea, Hymenolepididae.